AUGGCGCCCUUCUCGGCAGGGCAUUUUAAUAACGGGUUGUACUUACAGAUCUCCGAUGCAAAUGCUGAUAUCCGUUAUCAAAUCCUGCCAUUGUUCGAAGGCUUCUGGGUGAAGAUAUUUGGGCAAGCCCCUACAUACAAUAGUCAUGGGGUAGUGGCGGCUACAGCGGCGCGAUGGCGGCUACAGCGGCGUAGUGGCGGCUACAGCGGCGUAGGGGCGGCUACAGCGGCGUAG
Messenger RNA from Gregarina niphandrodes, 234 nucleotides. RefSeq lists its product as hypothetical. NCBI's taxonomy places the organism in Eukaryota, Apicomplexa, Conoidasida, Eugregarinorida, Gregarinidae. The coding region runs from base 1 to 234 and encodes 77 amino acids. The record is from RefSeq and is a predicted model, not a curated record. The transcript has a single exon.